AUGUCAGGCAACAGGGCGAUACCGGACGGUUCGGAGCAAGGAGACAUCUAUCAGAGAACUCCGCCGCAAAUUCAGCUUCGGGCACUGAGAUGGUCCGUUCCGCUCGAUGCAGACAUCUGGCAACGACAGAAAGAUUUGGGGUGGAUCACACCAGGUGACGAAGAGAUCUUGACCACGGCGCGGAACAGGGUAAACUGGGGUAUGUUCGGACUUGUCAUUGGAGCAGCUGUUCCCGCCGUAUGGGGCAAAUUCAUUGCCAAGCCAAACUGGCGUCCAAUGCGCAUCUUCUGGCUCUCUGCCGGCGCCUCCAUUCCCAUGAUGUUGUUGGGCCAAUUGGUGGAAGCGGUCACCGACAACUCAAUUCUGCAAGAGUGUGCCAAUCCGAGGGCUGUUGUGAUUGGUUAUUCGGAGGCCCUGCGCGAUCAAAUGGAGAGGCAAAGAGCGUUAUUGAAGGCAAAUCCAAGUCCAAAAGUGGCUGCUGCAAAAAAGAGGGAGCUUGAACGACAGAGACAAGACGAUUUCAUGAAUCCACCGUCCUGGCAGUCUCCACCUGGAAGCGACUCUGCUGAGAACGGAUUGGUGCCGAACGCGGGCGCCGAGCCUGGUCCGGUGACGCAGGAAUUGGAGAAGCAGCCAAAUGGGUGGAGAUGGUCGGACCGUAAGGACAGCAUGCCUCGGCCACCUCGACCUACCCCUGCCAUUUCCGGCUCUGAGACAGAAGCACGUCCUGAAUCUGCUUGGGAAGCGCUUCGCCGUGGUCGGCUGCCGGGUCAAAACCAAAAGCAGACAGGAGAGCAGAAACAACAGCGCUCUGCUACGCCCGUACCCGACUAUCAGACAGGCCUGGACGAUUUCCAGGAGCCUGCGAGCCCUGAAGAGACCGCGGCCCGCCGCAAGGCGCAGAAAGAGUUUGAUGAUAUGCUGGAAAGGGAGAGGAAAUUCGGUCAAGAGGGUGAGGGGCGGCGGAGACCCGGCGGGUCAUGGUAG
Dacryopinax primogenitus is the source of this 987-nucleotide messenger RNA. RefSeq lists its product as uncharacterized. The transcript is spliced from 5 exons. Lineage: Eukaryota; Fungi; Basidiomycota; Dacrymycetes; Dacrymycetales; Dacrymycetaceae. Bases 1 to 987 code for a protein of 328 amino acids. The record is from RefSeq and is a predicted model, not a curated record.